AUGGGUCCGUUUGACUAUGUUGUUCCAAAGGGACCCCGGGCCAUCUAUGAAACCUUGAGUCAGUAUGCCUUCGAAAAGCCUCCGCUUGCUCGUCAGGGUCUCGAGCGGAGUCUCGGAGUUGGGCUUGUCGUGGCCGAAGGUGAGGUUCACCGCCAACAGAGAAAGAUGAUGAGGCCAAUAUUUGGCCUUGGUCGCAACCAGCGCCUUGUGCCGCAGGUCUGGGCCACGGCAACGGUCCUCUGUCAGAAAAUAGAGGAACUUGUUAGUCAGGCGAAUGGAUCGACAAUCGUGGAAGUGCAUUCCCUGACAAUGGCCACGACGUUGGAUGUCAUCGGCGUCACAACACUGGGAUUAGAUUUUGAAUCCAUCCAGCACCCAGAGCGGUCCAUUCUCCAGGCCUAUAAGCUGAUUUAUCCGACGCCUGAGAAUCCAACAACAGUCGACAGGAUUGUGGGAAACAUCUUCGGCACCAUUCUCCCACCCCGCUUGCUUUUCAAAAUUCCUUCCAAGACCAUUCGGGGAUACCAUGCUGGGAUGGCUAAGUUGCGAGACUUCUGCCUCCAACAUAUCCGCAGAAAAAAGCAGGACAUCAAAUCUGGAAGCGCGGGGGAUGUAGAAUUACGAGAGAAAGACAUUCUUUCUGCCAUCAUCACCACCGGCCUGGCAGAUGAGAUUGAACUACUUAGCCAUGUUUUGACAAUCAUGGCAGCAGGACACGACACCACAGCUGUAACCCUAGACUGGGCGCUGUUCAGGCUGGCCAAACAUGCCGAUAUUCAAGACCGUCUAAGGGCAGAAGUUGCGCAGGCAAUUGGUAACCAUGACGCGGCUCCAAGCCUCGACACCCUCAACUCGAUGAAAUACCUCCAUGCCUUCCUUAUGGAGGUCCUCCGGUUUUACCCACCGCUACCCCUAUUGGCACGCUCUGCUGUCGAGGACACCGCCAUUGGCGGCGUACGAAUCCCGCGGGGUCAGGGCGUUCUCAUCAGCCCCUACGCCAUCAACAGGUGCCGUGAGCUCUGGGGUGACGAAGCCGAGGAAUUCGACGUUGGGCGGUGGGAAAGCUCUCACACCGGUGGGGCGGCUUCGCCGUAUGCCUUUUCGACCUUUUCCAUGGGCCCACGUACUUGUAUAGGGAAAGACUUUGCUCUGAUCGCCAUUAAGACAUUGCUGGUCACGCUGCUCCGGCGGUUCCGCUUCGAGGAGGUGGCACCUGGGUGGCAUCCACCAUUUCUGAAAGAUACUACGCUCAAGGCUCGUGGCUUGAAGAUCAUGGUUUCACUUUUGUGA
Diaporthe batatas is the source of this 1290-nucleotide messenger RNA. RefSeq lists its product as uncharacterized. Lineage: Eukaryota; Fungi; Ascomycota; Sordariomycetes; Diaporthales; Diaporthaceae. The transcript is spliced from 4 exons. Bases 1 to 1290 code for a protein of 429 amino acids. The record is from RefSeq and is a predicted model, not a curated record. Gene Ontology annotation, molecular function: heme binding; monooxygenase activity; oxidoreductase activity, acting on paired donors, with incorporation or reduction of molecular oxygen.